UCAAUUAUUGAUUUAUCUUAAGGUUCUGAAUAUGCGACAAAAACACACUCAGCAGCAGAAGAUUGUAAAUAAAUUAAUUCAUUUUCUGAUGGCAGUUGUUCAACCCAGGAUGGCUGGUAUGAAGCGUAGGUACGGGGUUCCUGGUAUUCACCUUGCUAUAGAGGAUAAUGAGGAACCAAACGGGAAAAUGCCUAAAAUGGAAUCCAGCUCAGGACCAGUUAUACAGGACGUGACAAACUCCGAUCCGCUCGCAACUCUUCUUGAAGGCGUUGGAGUUCCUAACGUUGAGCUUCCCACUUCUCCCAGAGUUGAAGUUCCACACAAGUCUGAAGGAAAAUAUAGACUCGUGGAUCCUCAAUCAGUUUCACCGUCUAUGUCCCAGGUUAACAACCAGAGUGCUUUAUCACUAUCCCAGAGCUCUCCUAAACGGCCAGGAUUAAACAGAGAGAUCAGUAAGGAGGACUUCGAUCUCGACAUUAACAACAUGCAGGCGGAGUUGGACAACCUCAAGGAUAUCCUGUCUGGGCAGAUAACCCUGGAUACCAGCCUCGUAUCCUCCCUCUUCAGCCCCGAGGAUACCCUUCCUAACCUCGGGAACCUUGGCAACCUCAGUAACCUCCCUGCAAACAUCUCACUAAGUGCUGAUGGUUUACUUAAUGAUGAUAAUGAACUGAACGGGGAUCAGAAUAUGAUUUCAUAUAAUCCUUCUUUGUUUGAAUUGACUGAAGAAGAGGAUGAUGGCCAAGGUUUUCUGAACUCCUUGAACACUCCGUCAUCUUCAGCCCACCUGGAAUCCUGUCUGAACACUCCCCAGCCAUCCUCCCUAGACCUAAACACCCCUCAGAUAUCAGAGGACACCACCAACCCACUAGCCAGCUUGGAAAAACUUGAUGCUUUGCUGAAUUUGCUGGAGAAAGAAAACAUUGCAAAGAAAUAAUUUACAGAAGAGGUCACCCUGUAAAUUAUUUAAGCUUUUUACUAUUCAAAACCAUACUUGUUUUUAUCAAUAUCAUCCUAUGAAAGCAAAUAUAAAAUAUACCAUGAAAAAUGUAAACUAAUAUAAAUUCGGCUCCACUAUAUCAAUAACCAUGUAUUAAUUGUACUACGUACUAUUUACAGUUAUGUCUUGCGUGUACAUUUAGCCUGAAUAUUGUACUCUAUUAAUGCCAGAAAAUUUAAUAAAUUUUAACAAACUAUA
This is a messenger RNA of Eurytemora carolleeae, 1198 nucleotides long. Its product is annotated as heat shock factor protein 1. The transcript is spliced from 11 exons. The coding region runs from base 32 to 937 and encodes 301 amino acids. Lineage: Eukaryota; Metazoa; Arthropoda; Copepoda; Calanoida; Temoridae. The record is from RefSeq and is a predicted model, not a curated record.